AUGGAUGCUACAGUCCGAGGCGAAGCGCCUGAGCUGUAUUACGUUGCUGCUUGUCCAACCGAUAUGAGAAAACGGAGCCUGGAAUGGGAUCCCAACGAGUGGAGGUGGGAUGGCGACCUCUUUACUGCCACACCUCUCAACCGGAGCAAGCAGCUGUUUCCGUCCAAUAGCUCCUCCUCGUGUUCGGACGUCGAAUUGAAUCGAGACAGUUGUCGGGAUACUGAGAAGAAGAGGAGUGCCGACGACUGCAACCUCAGCUUGAACUUCGGGGUGGCUGCUGGGAAGAAGACCAAAUUGGGUGGCGCCGCUAUCUGCCAGGUCGAGGAUUGCAGGAUCGAUCUGACUGAGGCCAAGGACUACCACAGGCGGCACAAGGUCUGCGAGGUGCAUUCCAAGGCCAGCAACGCACUUGUGGCCAAUCAAAUGCAGCGCUUCUGCCAGCAGUGCAGCAGGUUUCAUGCACUACAAGAGUUUGAUGAAGGAAAGAGAAGUUGCCGCCGCCGACUGGCGGGCCACAAUAAAAGGAGAAGGAAAGCACAACAAACUGACAAUGCCAGCAACAACAGCCCUGUCAUUGACAACCAGACAAGCGGCUAUCUGUUGAUAAGUAUUCUGAAGAUACUCUCCAACUUGCACAACAAUGAUAGGUCAAACAGCAGAGGUGAUCAGGACCUAUUGUCUCAUCUUCUGCAGAACCUUUCCAGUCAAAGAACUUCCCAUCUCAAGGAAUCUCUAAACUUGCUCAACAAUUUACACUCACUGGAAAACUUAGAAUUACUAUCUAUGUUGCUCUCAAGGGGCUCUCUAGGACAAAGAUCUAUACAGGAACAUCGUGCAGCUCCUGUCAACGAAAUCCCAACAAAUGAUGUGGAUUUACCUGUCACGUCUCGGAGGCCCGGUAUCGUGUUGCAUACCCAAGCCAAUUCUCAAAUUUAUGCUCAAGGCGAGCAAACUUCUGGUGGAAGGGGCAAACUGAAUAAUUUUGAUUUGAAUGAUGUUUAUGUUGAUUCUGAUAUUGACAUGGACUACAUAGAAAGAUCAACUGUUCCAGAGAGUGUAGGGACAGUUUCUACUGAAUGUCCGACAUGGGCUCAUCAGGCAAGUCCUCCAGAGACUAGUGCGAAUACAGACUCUGCAUCUGCUCAAUCACCAUCGAGUUCCAGUGGAGAGGCUCAGAGUCACACGGAUCGCAUUGUUUUCAAACUAUUUGGGAAAGAACCUAGUGAUUUUCCCCUUGUUUUACGGACACAGAUUUUUGAUUGGUUGUCUCACAGUCCUACUGACAUUGAGAGUUAUAUUAGGCCAGGUUGUAUUAUUCUGACCAUAUAUCUGCGUCUAUCUGAGUCUACAUGGGAGGAGCUUUAUUGUGACCUGAGGUCCAGUCUAAAUAGGCUUCUGAGGUUGGCUGAUGACGUCAGCUUUUGGAAUACUGGAUGGAUCUAUGCCAGAGUGCAGAAUCAGAUGGCAUUUGUCUAUAAUGGUCAGGUCGUUGUUAACUACUCUUUACCUUGUGGAACUGAUAGCUAUAGCACCAUUCUAAGUGUCAAACCUAUUGCUGUUACUCCAUCUGGACAAACUGAGUUUGUUGUCAGAGGCUUUAGUUUAUCUCGACCCUCCACAAGGUUACUCUGUGCUUUGGAAGGAAAUUACUUGGAGACUCAUUGCGAGUCAACAGAACAUGUUGACGGCCUUGAGGGGCAGAUUCAAUGUCUGAAGUUCACCUGUUCUGUCCCUACAGUUACUGGAAGAGGUUUUAUUGAGGUUGAAGAUAAUGGUCUAAGUAGCACCUUCUCACCUUUCAUAGUUGCCGAGUAUAAUAUUUGCACUGAGAUCCGUAUGCUAGAGAAAGAAAUUGAAUUGAUUGAGAUAGAAAAUUUACAGAGAGGAGCAGGGAACUCUGGUGCGCGAAACCAAGCCAUGGAGUUUAUACAUGAAAUGGGAUGGCUUUUCCAUAAAUUUCAGUUGAAAUCCCGACUUGAACAAGAACUUCCUGACAUUGGCCUUUUUCCUUUCGAUCGGUUCAGGGCUCUUGUAGAAUUCUCGGUGGAUCGUGAUUGGUGUUGUGUUGUGAAUAAGCUCCUGGAUAUUCUAUUCUACGGAAUAGUGGAAGGGGGAGAGCAGCCUUUCUUGAAGUUUGCUCUGUCUGAGAUGAGCCUUCUCCACCGAGCCGUGCGUAGAAAUUCAAGGUCAAUGGUGGAGAUGCUGUUGACAUAUAUCCCCGAGAAAGUAGCCGAGGAACUGCGUUUGGAAUACAAAACCCUUGUAGAAGUUGACCAAAUUUCCUUGUUUAGACCAGAUGUUGCAGGACCCGGAGGACUGACUCCUCUUCACAUAGCAGCUGGUAGGGAUGGGUCUGAGGAUACCUUGGAUGCCUUGACUGAUGAUCCAGGAAAGGUGGGAGUUUUAGCAUGGAAGAGUGCCUUCGACAGCGCAGGAUUCACACCUGAAGGUUAUGCUCGUCUGAGAGGUCACUAUUCUUAUAUUCACCUUGUUCAGAGGAAAGUCAACAAGAAUGCAGCAGCUUCUUUUGGUUCCGGCCAUGUUGUUGUUAACAUAUCUGAGACAAUUCAGGAUAAUAGUAUCAGCAUCAACCAGAAGUCAAAUGCAGAAGAUGCUUCUGGUUUUGAGAUACAGCAAGCACAGAGACCAUGUGGCGUUUGUGCUCAAAAGCUCUCGUAUAAGACUGGAAGUCGGACUUUCCUUUACAAGCCGGCAAUGCUCUCGAUGUUGGCUGUAGCUGCUGUAUGCGUGUGUGUGGCUCUUCUUUUCAAGAGCUUACCUGAACUUUCCGUGCCAUUUAGUUGGGAGAUGUUGGAGUUCGGUUCCAGUUAA
Striga hermonthica is the source of this 2832-nucleotide messenger RNA. The record is from the annotation of a GenBank genome assembly. NCBI's taxonomy places the organism in Eukaryota, Viridiplantae, Streptophyta, Magnoliopsida, Lamiales, Orobanchaceae.